Emys orbicularis (European pond turtle) is the source of this 1531-nucleotide messenger RNA. RefSeq names its product prolylcarboxypeptidase (gene PRCP). Gene Ontology annotation, molecular function: dipeptidyl-peptidase activity; serine-type exopeptidase activity. Gene Ontology annotation, biological process: negative regulation of systemic arterial blood pressure; proteolysis; angiogenesis involved in wound healing. Lineage: Eukaryota; Metazoa; Chordata; Testudines; Emydidae. The transcript has 9 exons. The record is from RefSeq and is a predicted model, not a curated record. Bases 56 to 1531 code for a protein of 491 amino acids.
GAGCUGCGGCCGGUAUAAAGCGGGCGGAGCGCAGGCGGCGCUGCUCAUAGUCACUAUGCUGAGGCUACCGGGGCUGCUCCUGCUGCUCAGCCUGGGCAGCGUCUGCUGCCCUCCGGGGGCCCUCUCCGCCCUGCCCCUGGCCUCCCGGCGGGGCCCCCCGGGGAGAGCUCAGCCCCGCCCCACCGCUCUCUACCAGACCCGCUACUUCCCCCAGAAGAUUGAUCAUUUUGGAUUUGAGCAAGAUCUUACAUUCCAACAGCGGUACCUAGUAGCAGAUCAGCAUUGGAGAAAAGACAAUGGAUCAAUUCUCUUCUACACUGGCAAUGAAGGCGAUAUCACCUGGUUUUGCAAUAAUACGGGUUUUAUGUGGGAUGUGGCAGAAGAGCUUAAUGCCAUGUUAAUAUUUGCUGAACACAGAUACUACGGAGAAUCCUUGCCCUUCGGAAAUAAGUCUUACAGCGAUUCCAAACACCUGAAUUACUUGACGUCGGAACAAGCUCUGGCAGACUUUGCGAUACUAAUUCAGCACUUAAAGGAGACAAUUCCAGGAGCCCUAAAUGCCCCUGUGAUUGCCAUAGGGGGUUCCUAUGGAGGGAUGCUUGCAGCCUGGUUUAGAAUGAAAUACCCUCAUGUGGUGGUUGGAGCUCUUGCAGCCUCUGCCCCAAUCUGGCAGUUUGAGGAUUUGGUACCCUGUGGCACUUUCUACAGUAUAGUGACAAAUGAUUUCAAAAAGAGCGGGCAGUGCUGCUCAGAGAGCAUCCUGAAUUCCUGGGGGGCCAUUAACCGCAUCUCCUCCACAGAUGAAGGUUUGAAGUGGCUUUCCAGCGCAUUUCACUUAUGCAGCCCAUUAAAAAGCAAGCAAGAUGCUGCUGUGUUGAAAGCUUGGCUAAGUGAAACAUGGGUAAAUUUGGCAAUGGUGAACUAUCCGUAUAAAGCUGAUUUCUUACAGCCCCUGCCAGCUUGGCCCGUUCAGGUAGUUUGCAAGUUCUUGAAGAAUCCCAAACUGCCAGACAAAUUAUUGCUACAGAAUGUUUUCCAGGCAGUAAAUGUCUACUACAACUACUCAGGAGCUGCAUCGUGCCUUAACACGUCUCAGAGUGCCACAAGAAAUCUUGGGCUGACGGGCUGGUACUAUCAGGCUUGCACAGAAAUGGUGAUGCCCAUGUGCACAGAUGGUGUCAAUGACAUGUUUGAGACUAGGAAAUGGAACUUCCAUGUCUUCUCUGAAGAAUGCUUCAAACUGUGGAAAGUGAGGCCUCGCCCUCACUGGAUUCCUUCUGUGUAUGGAGGGAAAAACAUCAGUUCACACAGUAACAUCAUCUUCAGCAAUGGCGGAUUGGACCCGUGGUCUGGAGGUGGAGUGACUCGGAACAUCACAGACUCUCUCAUUGCAAUUGUGAUCCCAGAAGGAGCUCAUCACUUGGACCUGCGUGCCAGCAAUCCCGGUGACCCCAAAUCUGUGCUGCAAGCCCGGGCCUUGGAAGUUCAGUACAUGAAGCAAUGGAUUGAAAAGUCCAGGCAUAAGCACUAA